GGGGAAGUUAAGAGACACCAUUCUGGACUGGGAAGAUUCCCUCCCUGACCGUGACCUCACAUUGGCGGGUGAAGCCUGCAGGAAAGCUGAUCUCUCCAUCACUCUGGGGACCUCUCUGCAGAUCAAACCUAGUGGCAACCUCCCACUGAUCACGAAGAAGAGGGGAGGGAAGCUGGUCAUAGUCAACCUACAAGCAACCAAACACGACAGACAGGCCGACCUGCGCAUCCACGCCUACGUCGACGACGUCAUGACGAAGCUGAUGAAGCACUUGGGGCUGGAGGUCCCGGAGUGGACGGGGCCGGUUGUGGUGGAGAGCGCUGAGCUCACCAAGCCCGAACAGCUCUUCAAAUUCGAUCCUGGGGCUCGUGGGCUGCUGAAGGAGGAGCCCCUCUCCCAGCACAAUGGCACGGGUGGGCUGUGCCCUGACCUCGGGACCACACUGGUGGAACACCGCGAUGGUCUGAAGCGGGAGCGUCCCAGCCCAGAUACGGGGCCAACGACGGUGAAAAAGAUGAAGGUGGAGCCUCUCCUCACCUGACCCAGACUUUUUUUUUUAUACACUUGUCUGUGCCGCUUUUCCUACCGAC
Molecule: messenger RNA, 590 nt
Organism: Apaloderma vittatum (bar-tailed trogon)
Lineage: Eukaryota; Metazoa; Chordata; Aves; Trogoniformes; Trogonidae
Product: NAD-dependent protein deacetylase sirtuin-6-like
Exons: 3
Source: RefSeq, a predicted model, not a curated record